AACCCACAGGAAGUAGCUUACUGGACCAGCAACACAGGAACAACAGAGUAAACAGACACACUUAUUCUGUUUUUGGGACGAUAUCUCCAUAAUUAUGAAAUGAGACCGUACAGUCAGUCCCUCGCUCAGACGGCGUGGCGCGUCUGUGAUGGUUUGAGCCGCUGUUAUAGGCAUGAAUGAAGGCAGGCAUCCAUGUCCAACCAUGGAGAGGAGAAAAUAAUCCCAAAAAGAAGGAAAAGAAGACGCUGCAUCGCUGAGGAAUCUUCAGCCUUAAUCUCCGACUGAGGGUCGGCACAUCCGGACGGAGAACCGGAGAGCGACAGAGGGGCGAGGGGCUGGUGCUCAGAAUGGCUUUCCUCGACAACCCUGCCAUCAUCCUGGCCCACAUCCGGCAGUCGCACGUGACCAGCGAUGACACCGGGAUGUGCGAGAUGGUCCUGAUCGACCACGACGUGGAUCUGGAGAAGUGCCAUUCGUCUGCGGCGUCUGCUGGUGGAGGCUCGUCCGGGGGUUCGUUUGGAGACGGCAGCGGUGGAGGAGACAGCCAGACCUGCGAUCUCUCUCAGUCUGUCGACAUCACCUCCAGCUGGGACUUUGGCAUCCGACGGCGCUCCAACACAGCUAAAGACGAAAUGCCCAAAACCUUCUCACACUUGGAUUUAAGAUUGUUUAAUGAGAUUAGAAAAGCAAAUAUUGCCCAGGGCCAUGUUGGUACAACGGCAACCAAAAAAAUUGACGUCUACCUCUCAAUGCAGUCGACCCAAGAAAAGCUUCACCCCAUGACGGUGGUCACGAUGGCUAAUGCUCGGGUCCACGAUCUUAUCGGGCUCAUCUGCUGGCAGUACACCUGUGAGGGCCGCGAACCCAAGCUCACUGAAAACGUCAACACUUACUUCCUCCACAUCGCUGAAGAUGACGGGGAGGUGGACACAGAUUUCCCUCCGCUGGACUCCAACGAGCCCAUACACAAGUUUGGCUUCAGCACGCUGGCUCUGGUCGAGAAGUAUUCAUCUCCUGGACUGGGGCCCAAACAGUCACUCUUUGUUCGAAUAAACGCCGCUCAUGGUUUCUCCCUGAUCCCAGUGGACAGCCAGAAAGUCACCAUGAAAGAUAUUCUGCAGAAGGCCCUCAAAAAGCGGAAGGGCUCCCAGAAAGGAUCAGGUCCCAUGUAUCGUCUGGAGAAGCAAACCGAACCGAAUGUGGCGGUGGAUUUGGACAGUACGCUGGAGAGCCAGGGAACCAUGGAGUUCUGCUUGGUCCGAGAAAACAGUUCUCGAGGCGAGGAGAGCUCAGAGGAGGACCCACCUAUAGACAUCACUACGGUACAGGACAUGUUGAGCAGCCACCACUACAAGUCCUUCAAGAUCAGCAUGAUCCACAAGCUCCGCUUCACCACAGACGUGCAGCUAGGAAUUUCUGGUGAAAAGGUGGAGAUAGAUCCUGUCACAAAUCAGAAGACAAGCACAAAGUUCUGGAUCCGACAGAAGCCAAUCUCCAUCGACUCGGAUCUGCUGUGUGCCUGUGACCUUGUGGAGGAGAAGAGUCCAAGUCAUGCAGUAUUUAAGCUCACAUAUCUAAGCAAUCACGAUUACAAAGCCCUGUACUUCGAGAGUGAUGCUGCUACUGUCAAUGAGAUUGUGCUCAAGGUGAACUACAUUCUGGAGUCCCGUGCCAGCACAUCGAGGGCGGAUUACUUCGCCCAGAAACAACGCAAACUGAACCGUCGCACGAGCUUCAGUUUCCAGAAGGACAAAAAGUCGGGCCAGUAGAGCUGGCGGCCAAAGCGAUCAGCAGACUCCGAACCGAAUGGCCUGUGUGAACAGAGGUAGAGAGAUAGACGGGAAACACGGAUGGAGAAAAUCAGCCUCUCAUGGUCGGCCUUUCCUGGACUGACGGUCCUUAAUCAUAUCAGAGCACUAAUGCUCUCUGCUGUCACUCGAAUGUACUUGCAAAACCAACCAACAAUCUAAUUGAACAAUUAUAUUAACGUUUGAAGCCACAGCCAUCGCCCAGACCAGACAAAACCAUCGGCUGGACUCUGAAUGCCAAGGACCGAGAACUUGCUGCUGUUUGCGUCAAAGACUUACUUCCACUGCCUACAAACCAACUGUACAUAAACGCGCACCAAACGAACGCAGUCGGAACCUUACAAGCCAGAAAGAGCAAGCGAACCGUAUUAGCUGUUCCCGUAUGUAUCAAAGACGUUAACUUAAACCGAAUCGGACACUGACACGUAAAGGGAUCGCAAUUUUUUUUUUACGAAAAUGUAAAUAGCAAACGCAUUCAGGGUCUGAUGACAAACCCUCUUUGGCCAUAGUACUUCAGUGCCUGCUAAAAAUCAAUAGGACGAAUGCGUUCUUCGAGAUUUUAAACGUCCGCUGGUUAAGUUGGGAAACUCUUUUUACCACCAGAGGAGGUUAAUAGGUUAUGGAAUGACAGAUUUUUAAUGAUCAAAUAUGAAAUUAAUAACUACUUUUUACUGUGAUGUGUUUUUCCCCUCUGCAUUGUAUCUUUGGAUUGUAUAUAUAUAUAUAUAUAUAUAUAUAUAAUAACGAACCAAUCGCCGUCUAUCUCUUAUCAACGGUUUUGGUUUAUUCUGACUGUCCUCUCGGGCUGCAAUGGGAAUGUAUGACCGUCUUUGCCACAUUUCUUUCUAGAUGUUAAAGAUAACAUUAUUACGCUAGGUUCAUUUCAUCCGUGUCCGUUGGCUCGUUCUGCCGUCUCAACCUGAAACUUUCGCUUUAUAACUCAACUUCAAACGCUGCUGUUGUUAAACUGGAUUCAGGGUGUUCGUUCUAUCCAAAACUGUUCUGACUCAGGUUUCCGACUGCCAUGUUUUCUUGACUGAUCUUGUUUUGUUUUGUUUCGUUUCGUUUUUUUACGUCUGUCAAAGCCGGAGAGCGAUGACUGAUACUCAGUUCAGCGCUGACGAAUGGACAAAGAGAGCGCGUGUUUUCCCGUGACGGGGAUAACGGCUUAAUAGACAUUUCAAAUAAAACUUUAUUUAUAAUAUUCCGGGUGGGGGGGGGUGUUAUCAUGUGGCCUAUGGAAUCAAUAUUUGCUACAGUACAUGUAUACUGUAUAUACGUAGAUUUUUUAAUUAAAGA
Sinocyclocheilus rhinocerous is the source of this 3107-nucleotide messenger RNA. Its product is annotated as target of rapamycin complex 2 subunit MAPKAP1-like. Gene Ontology annotation, cellular component: TORC2 complex; plasma membrane; cytoplasm. Bases 348 to 1769 code for a protein of 473 amino acids. Lineage: Eukaryota; Metazoa; Chordata; Actinopteri; Cypriniformes; Cyprinidae. The record is from RefSeq and is a predicted model, not a curated record. Gene Ontology annotation, molecular function: phosphatidylinositol-4,5-bisphosphate binding. Gene Ontology annotation, biological process: TORC2 signaling. The transcript has 11 exons.